This is a messenger RNA of Hypoxylon trugodes, 1777 nucleotides long. Its product is annotated as PLC-like phosphodiesterase. The record is from RefSeq and is a predicted model, not a curated record. Bases 557 to 1426 code for a protein of 289 amino acids. Gene Ontology annotation, molecular function: phosphoric diester hydrolase activity. The transcript has 4 exons. Lineage: Eukaryota; Fungi; Ascomycota; Sordariomycetes; Xylariales; Hypoxylaceae. Gene Ontology annotation, biological process: lipid metabolic process.
ACGGCCUCAAUCGUGCCGAGAGAUCCAGAGCCGCGACGUCGUUUUGUCCUGCCUGAAUUGGAAAGUAGAUCUGAUCUAGAGGCAAUACAACGGCGUAAUAACAAGGAAAUGCGCGUCGGUGUUGCAAGGAAGGCGGGGAGCCCCUGUCGUCGUGGGCCGCGCGAGAGAUCCUAUUCGAUCCUCAGACAUGCCAAAACCAAAUACAGCAGGUCUCCUCUCACACUCGGGGAUGCCCGCCCACAUGUCGCAGGCACAUGUUGAAAAGGAGCCUUGAUAAUGUUUUGUUCUUGGAUGAAAGAGUCUUGGGACCCCUGGUCAUUCUUCGUACAAAUCCUAUUGGCGUACCUUUUUGUUCCCCUUGCAAUGCCUUUAUGCGACCCAAACAAUUCCUAUUUAAUAAUCGCGACCGCGCUGUAAUGAGGAUGGAUGGGUAUUGCGAUGAACUAAAGUUCACUCGGGCCAGUAUUAGAAAAUAUUUAAUUCUUGUAUAUACUUCAUAUACAUACCUCUUAAUUAUCCCCUAAUUUAUUUUCGCAUUAAUAGAAACAGUUACACAAUGCGCUACAACAUCGCUUUUUCGGCGCUUGCCCUUGCGGCAGGGUCUUUCGCAGCGGAUUGUAACGGCCAUGCUGAGCUCUGCGACAGAAAGUACAGCAAUGUCACUUUCGCGGGAGCUCACGAUUCCCCAUUCGUCGGAAAUGGACCUUCCGAUGACCAAUUUACAUCUCCGACAGAACAACUAGAUCUGGGUGUGCGAUUUUUUGAAUCGCAAACCCAUGAUAAGGACGGGACGAUCCAGCUAUGCCACACGUCGUGCAUCUUAAAAGAUGCGGGUACCCUGCAGGAUUACCUGUCUAGCAUUAAGACAUGGGUAGAUAAUCACGCAAACGAGAUUAUUACGCUACUUAUAACAAACGGCGACUCUAUCGACAUCACCAAGUAUGACGACGUAUUUAAGGCAUCUGGACUAGAUAGCUACGUCUUCACGCCCGAUGGCCAACUCGGUCUGGAUGACUGGCCGACUUUGGGAGAUUUGAUUUCGAGCGGUAAUAGAGUGGUGGUGUUCAUGGACUACCACGCCGACGUAUCUAAAGUGCCCUACAUUUUAGAUGAAUUCACGUAUUGGUUCGAAACACCGUUUUCUCCGACGGAGGACAACUUCAUUCAGUGCGAUAUUGACAGACCGUCGGGUGCUUCAGCCGAUGGCCGGAUGUUCUUAGCAAACCACAACCUCAACAUUGAGAUCCUACCGGACGUUUUAAUCCCAGACCCGCUUGACGCAGCCGACACCAACUCGAUAGCGUCAAUCACUUCUCAGACCGACAUCUGCGUGAAAAACUACGGACGCAACCCGAAUGUGGUUUUGCUUGACUUUGUGAGCGAGGGUGACACGAUAAAGGCACAGGACCAACUGAACGGAUUUUAGAUCUUUGAAAGAUGAAAUGGGAAGAUGGGGUAUUAUUUACGAUUGUGAUGAUAAUAUGUAUUAUUUAUUUGCGCCGCCAUUUGCGGACUGGUAUCUGAGGAUAUAUUGAGGGAUCAAUGUAUAUACUUUUUUGCUUUUGAGAUAGACUCGUUGCAACCGUGUCGAUACAAUUAAGAGAACUGUCUCUAGCUGAAGAUCUUGUACCCAUAUGUCAAGGAUACAUGCCACUCCGAUUGUCCACAAUGGAGGUACGUUUAUAAAAGCAAUUUAUAUGCAGCGACGCCACUUCGGAAGACAACCAGCAAGCUACAGAAACAGUGGUAAAGAAAUGAAAUAAUUGAUACGACUGGC